AUGAUAAAAAUUGAAGCCCCUUAUUUCCAAAGGCUUUAUGUGUGUUUGGAUGCCUACAGAAAAGACUUUCUAGCUAGAUGUAGACCUAUCAUAGGUGUUUAUGAGUGUCAUUUGAAGGGCAUAUUCCAAGGGCAAUUUCUUGUGGUAGUAGGUAUUAAUGCAAAUUACAAUAUCUACCCAAUUGCUUAUGUUGUGGCUAAGUUGGAGACCAAAGAAACAUGGUGUUGGUUCCUUCAAUUGCUUAUUGAGGAUUUGGGUCUUGUUAGUGUACAUGGAUUAGAUGUUGCAUUUGAUUUAGUUGUGCCUAAAGCAGCACAUAGUUGGUGUGUCAGACAUCUUUAUGGGAAUUUCAAGACAUUGCAUAAGGGAAAAGUUUUGAAAGAUUUGUUAUGGAAUGCUGCCAAAGCACCAAAUGUGGCUGAGUUUGAGUGUGAGAUGAACAAGAUGAAGGAAUUAGAGAGUGGUGAAGCUGCACAUGAUUGUUGA
Molecule: messenger RNA, 486 nt
Organism: Prunus armeniaca (apricot)
Lineage: Eukaryota; Viridiplantae; Streptophyta; Magnoliopsida; Rosales; Rosaceae
Source: the annotation of a GenBank genome assembly